Molecule: messenger RNA, 993 nt
Organism: Pteropus alecto (black flying fox)
Lineage: Eukaryota; Metazoa; Chordata; Mammalia; Chiroptera; Pteropodidae
Gene: RTP3
Product: receptor transporter protein 3
Exons: 2
Coding region: 1-993 (330 amino acids)
Biological process (GO): protein insertion into membrane; protein targeting to membrane; detection of chemical stimulus involved in sensory perception of bitter taste
Cellular component (GO): cytoplasm
Molecular function (GO): olfactory receptor binding
Source: RefSeq, a predicted model, not a curated record
AUGGACCAGGAGAUGGAGGUGUGGCAGCAGGAGUUCCAGGAGCUGAUUCAGGAGGAGAAACCCUGGGACCAAUGGACCCUGACACUAGACAGACAUCUGACUCCCAAUCUCUUGCAGCCAUACUGGAAAUACCACCAGCAGUCGGUCUUUGCCAGAUUCCAGUGCUCCCGGUGCUCUCGCAGCUGGGCCUCUGCCCAAGUUCAAGUCCUUUUCCACAUGCACUGGAAUAAGAGGACAUCCACGGGCCAGGUGAAGAUGCGGGUCUUUGCCCAGAGGUGUCGGAAGUGCUCCCAGCCUUCAUUUGAGAUUCCUGAGUUCACAGAAGAAAACAUCUCAAGGAUCCUGAACAACCUGGUGUCCAAAAUUCUGAAGGAAUGCUACGGAGAAAGAUUUAAGUCGAUGGAGGAAAUCCCUACCAUCAAGGACUGCCCCCUUAGAGGGGCACAUGACAGUGACAACUGCGAGGCGUGUCUGCGGGGCUUUUGUGCUAGGAGGGGGUUAGAUCUGGCCACACAGUCACGGACUUCCCCAUCAUUUUUCUCAACAAGCUCAUCUGAAGAAAUCUCCAGCUCUACGCCUUCUUCCACGAGGAGCAGCACCGCAGAGGAUUCAGUGACAGGAAACACCCAGAUGAAGAAAGAGGAGGCAUUACACAGGCCGAGAGCAAACUCCAACCACCAGGGGCAAAGUAUAAUCCUAAACUCACCUGAAGAAAUCUCCAGCUCUACGCCUUCUCCCACGAGGAGCAGCACCGCAGAGGAUUCAGUGACAGGAAACACCCAGAUGAAGAAAGAGGAGGCAUUACACAGGCCGAGAGCAAACUCCAACCACCAGGGGCAAAGUAUAAUCCAGGUCUCCACCUUAGGUGAGGAUCUAUAUUCCCACAUAGCCCAGAAUCUCACACACAGGAAUGUGGUUGUUUGCUGCUGCGCUAUAAUCGUUCUAAUCCUAAUCGUGGUGGUGGUGGUGAUUGCUGUAAAACUCACUAACUGA